This is a messenger RNA of Cuscuta epithymum, 896 nucleotides long. The record is from the annotation of a GenBank genome assembly. NCBI's taxonomy places the organism in Eukaryota, Viridiplantae, Streptophyta, Magnoliopsida, Solanales, Convolvulaceae.
UUUGCAUUCGGAACUCAUUAGUUCUCAUGAUCUACUUGGUCUACUGCUGCGUGAGGAAGCCCGCCUGAAUUCAGAGAGAACUAGCUCCCUAACUGCCACUGCAUUGGCAGCUACCCGGUCGGGUGCAGGGGGAACCCGGUCGGGUUUGCCAGACAGUAGGGGUGACUUUGUAUCCAGUUCACGCCCAAUUUGCCAAAUCUGUCAAAAAACAGGUCAUGAAGCCGUCAAUUGCUGGCACAGGGCAAAUUUUGACACCUAUCCUGAGACCAAGCCACGACAACCUUCUCGUCGUGGACAGCAGCAGCCCCGCCGUGGACAGCCGCGUCGUGGUCCGCAAUCUCAAGCUUCCAUGCCGGGUUCUGUCUAUAACACUCAAGCUCCUCCAGCUCUCAAUCCUAUUCCUUUACCGCCAGGCCAGCAAGCUUAUCAGGUUCAGAAUCCUCCUUCAACUCUACUUGACCCGUGGUGUUUUGAUUCUGGCGCAACAAAUCAUGUCACAGCUGAUUUUGGUAAUCUCUCUGUUCAUUCCAAUUACACCGGUAAUGAAGGGUUACAAGUUGGUAAUGGAUCUCCAAGGACGGACGUUACUCACCGGACGCGUUGAAAAUGGACUGUAUCACCUUCAACCACCCCAUACUACAUCUCCCUCUCCUCGCAUUUACCUCGGUGAAAAGACGUCUCUCCAAACUUGGCAUCACUGUUUUGGACAUCCACAUGAGUCUGUUUUGCGUCGAUUAGUUUCUAGAUUUAAUUUACCUAUUUCUUCAAAUAAAUUAUCUUCAAUUUGUGAAUCUUGUCAAUUAGGGAAAAGUCAUCGACUUUCCCUAACUAGUACUCACUCAUCUAGUUUGCAUCCUUUUGAUUUGAUUUAUUCUGAUGUGUGGGGCCCAGCCCCG